This is a messenger RNA of Penicillium cataractarum, 4206 nucleotides long. It is a transcript of the gene fphA, whose product is annotated as putative sensor histidine kinase/response regulator. The transcript has a single exon. Gene Ontology annotation, molecular function: phosphorelay sensor kinase activity; protein binding. The record is from RefSeq and is a predicted model, not a curated record. Gene Ontology annotation, biological process: regulation of DNA-templated transcription; detection of visible light; phosphorelay signal transduction system. NCBI's taxonomy places the organism in Eukaryota, Fungi, Ascomycota, Eurotiomycetes, Eurotiales, Aspergillaceae. The coding region runs from base 1 to 4206 and encodes 1401 amino acids.
AUGUCGUCGCAAAGCCCCCAAAACUCGAGGCCGGGGACCGCGCGGAAGCGGUCGGAGAGUGCGUCGGCCCCGUGGCCGGCCUCGAUCGAUGCUACCAACGUUCGACCCGUUAGCAGAGACCGCUCGCAAUCCGUGACACACAACGAAGGGCAGCGACUACCACCGAGUGCAGAGUUAGGUGGCACCGAUCGUGUGUUUCCCAUUCGGUCGGUCGUCUCAGUUGAUCCAACCGCGGCGCAACAUGUCUCAUCCCGCGCGCGGGGUGCGGUCUCGCCAACCCGCGAGGGUGCUCGUCAGUACUCGAUUAUCGACCAACAUACUUGGCAGAACCUACAAUCCCAGCCUCAACAACCUCAAGAACCCACUAUGCCUACGGACACCCUACGCCACGAAACGGUUGCUUCCAACGAUCAGGCUGAAUUGGCCACCCACUCCAUGGCAUCCCGAGUUGCCCAGCAUCCAGAGAUAUACGCGAAGGUCAAAAGCGACAGCCAGUCUGCAAGGAGCGGCACUCCUCAACCGCCCUCGCGCCCUCUAGCCGACUCCAACGAGUCUUAUGGGCACGUUACGGCCCGGUUCAAGCAUAUCAUGACGGACAGUGGUCAUGCCGUUAUCACAGGACGAGACGGGGAAGCAUUUCAAUAUUGCGAGGAUGAGCCUAUUCGCAUUCCGGGAGCUGUUCAGAGCUUCGGCGUCAUGAUCGCGUUGCGAGAGGAGUCUCCGGAUCAACUUGUGGUUCGCGUAGUAAGCGAAAAUGCUCAUCAAUUUUUGGGCUAUUCCCCAAAACAACUCUUCGAAUUGAAAAGCUUUUGUGAUAUCUUGAAUAACGAUCAAGCCGAUUCAUUACUGGAUCAUAUCGACUUUGUCCGUGACGAUGCUUAUGACCCCGGUGUGGACGGGCCUGAAGUGUUUGGCUUGACUAUUCCCACGCCGGAUGGCGAGAACCGCCGUUUCUGGUGUGCGACGCAUGUCAGCCAGGCGCAGAAAGAUCUGAUCAUCUGCGAGCUGGAGUUGGAAGACGACGAGACGAACCCACUGAAUGUUGGUGGAUUGGAAACCCCAUCCAGUCCGACGGGGACGCUGGGAUCCUUCCCGACCGCGGAGCAGUUCGCUGGCAGUACCGUUAACAUCAGCCAACCGCUUCGGGUACUACGCAAUGCUCGACGAAGAAGGGGUGAGGCUGCAGCCAUGGAAGUCUUUAGCAUGUUGUCACAGAUCCAAGAGCAACUAGGUCGAGCAAAUGAUCUCGAUACUCUUCUCAACACUACGGUUGGACUAGUCAAGGAGCUGACAGGUUUCCAUCGCAUUAUGAUUUACCAGUUUGACAGCAGUUGGAAUGGCUUGGUUGUGGCGGAGUUGGUUGAUCCCAAGGUCACCAUUGAUCUCUACAAGGGUCUUCAUUUCCCGGCAUCUGAUAUUCCGGCACAGGCACGGGAGCUCUACAAAGUCAACAAGGUUCGUCUUCUUUACGAUCGUGACCAGAUUACCUCACGACUUGUGUGCCGGACGUUGGAGGAUUUGGAGACCCCCUUGGACAUGACCCACUCUUACUUGCGCGCCAUGUCACCAAUUCACAUCAAAUAUCUCGCUCACAUGAAAGUCCGAUCGUCAAUGUCUAUCAGUAUCAACGCUUUCAAUGAUCUUUGGGGAUUGAUCUCGUGUCACUCGUACGGAAACACUGGUAUGCGUGUUUCGUUCCCAGUUCGCAAGAUGUGCCGUCUUCUCGGUGACACCGUCUCCCGGAAUAUCGAACGUUUAUCGUACGCAUCUCGUCUCCAAGCUCGAAAGUUGAUCAAUACCGUGCCCACCGAAGCCAAUCCAUCUGGUUAUAUCAUCGCCUCCUCUGAUGACCUGCUACAACUGUUUGAUGCUGACUACGGUGCUCUGUCUAUUCGGGACGAGACGAAAGUCCUGGGUGACACUACACACUCCCAAGAGGUCCUUGCUCUUCUCGAAUUUCUCCGUAUGCGCCAGUUGAACACGGUGCUUGCCUCGCAUGAUAUCAUCAAGGACUUCCCAGACUUACAAUACGCCCCUGGCCUCAAAGCCAUUUCGGGAUUAUUGUAUGUCCCCCUCUCAACGGGCGGCAGUGACUUUAUCUGUUUCUUCCGUAAAGGUCAGCUCACCGAAAUCAAAUGGGCCGGCAAUCCGUACGACAUUGCAAAGCGGAAAGAAACGGCUGGAUAUUUGGAGCCACGCAGCAGUUUUGCGGCAUGGCGGGAGACUGUCCUCAGCCAAUCGCGCGAGUGGUCUGAAACGGAUGUCGAGACGGCUGCGGUUCUCUGCCUCGUCUAUGGUAAAUUCAUCAAAGUGUGGCGACAGAAAGAAGCGGCCAUGCAGAACUCCCAAUUAACCAAGCUUCUUCUCGCAAACUCGGCACACGAGGUUCGUACUCCUCUUAAUGCGAUCAUCAACUACUUGGAGAUUGCAUUAGAGGGUGCUCUAGAUUCGGAAACUCGAGAAAGUUUAACAAAAUCGCACUCUGCCUCCAAGUCCUUGAUCUAUGUCAUUAAUGAUCUACUGGAUCUCACCAACACCGAAAAGGGACACGAGCUUAUCAAAGACGAGACAUUCGAUCUUCAAACUACUUUCCGAGAGGCGACUGAUAUGCUUGCCGGCGAGGCCAAACGCAAAAACAUUUCGUACACUGUGUCUACCAAGCCUGGUCUGCCUCGAAUGGUGGUUGGCGAUCAACGUCGCGUGCGUCAAGUAUUCUCCAACCUCGUCUCCAAUGCUAUCCAACAAACCACCUCCGGCGCCGUCACAGUUGAGAUGUGGCGGUCUGCCAACCAAACCGUGCCUGGACAUGUUGGCGUGGAGAUGAUGGUCUUGGACACAGGAGCUGGCAUGUCGAAAUCCAAACUUGAAGCCAUCUUUUACGAGCUGGAGCAAGUCUCCACUGAUGAUACUUACUAUCAGGAGGAAGAUACCUCGACUACGCAAAAGUCGGAGACGAAGCGGGCCCUGGGACUUGGGCUUGCGUUGGUCGCAAGAAUCAUUCACAAUAUGCAGGGCCAGUUGGGAGUCAAAUCCGAAGAGGGCAAAGGUAGUCGGUUCAAGAUUCUCUUACAAUUCAAACUACCCGAGGGAGUAUCAACGGAAGUACCGCCCGAUGCUGUCAUACCUAGCUCUGCGGCCGUGCCGCCCACGCCUAUGAUCUCCGAUCGUGAAUUCACCUUGGUGGGUGGCGUUGCUGAACGUCGUGAAGAUCGACGGCUCAGCUCUGAAAGUCUUAGGAGUGGAGGCAGCUCUCGCAGUGGCAAGAGCCACGCUGAUCGUCUGAUAAGUGCCAUACAGGAACCUGCCCUGGUUCAGCGCGCCUUUAGCGACAGCUCCGAUCCGCGUCAGGUCAAACUAUCAACCAGCCCGCCUGUCAGUUCAAGCCAUUUGUCGGCAAACAUGAGUUCGCCACGGUCAAACAGCCUUAAGAGGGCAUCAGUGACACAUGAUCCGUUGGCUAGCCUGUCUGCAGUCACCCACACACCACCGCUUGCCCUGCAACCGUUCAAGACACCACCUGCUCCGGGCACCGCGAACGUCACCGAUUCUGGUGUGCCAAUGGGAGCUCUCCGAGUUUCCGAACGGGAUGUUCAACGUAGAGUCACCCAGCAGGCUGAGCAUCAGUCAUAUUUCCCACCCGUGCCUAUCCCGGGGACUGAAAAGUCAAUCGCGACUUCGGCAUCUGCCGUCCCCCCUUCGACUGUACCCACUUCGGUUCUUUCUACGACUCCCCCGCUACUUCACGUCCUCGUCGCAGAGGAUGACCCCGUCAACAGCAAAAUCAUCCAUAAACGGUUGACCAAAUUGGGUCACACCGUGGUACUUACCAACAACGGUGAAGCUUGCGCAAACACCUUUACCUCGGCCAGCCAAAACUUCGAUGUGGUCCUCAUGGACCUCCAAAUGCCUAUAGUCGAUGGGAUGACUGCAACCAAGAUGAUUCGUGAAUUUGAAUCCAAGACUCCGGAUUCACUGUCGUACAAAGCUCGGCAGAACGAACGUAUCCCUAUCUUCGCUGUGUCUGCUUCGCUGCUCGAGUCGGAGAAGCAGACAUACAUUGAUACGGGCUUUGAUGGCUGGGUCAUGAAGCCAAUUAACUUUACACGACUCAACGUUCUCUUAAGUGGUCUUUCCAAUCGCGACGCAAGGUCUUCAACCUCAUACAAACCUGGCCAGUGGGAAAAUGGCGGUUGGUUCAAUACAUGA